AUGGGUCUUGAAAACGUUUGCAGACUUUGUCGCCUUACCACAUCUCAACCGAACGAACUUUCGUCUCUCUUCGAGAACGAUUUGGACGAAAAACUGCGACUUUGUUGCUCAAUUGACGUCGAAUUCAACGAGAAUCUUCCCUCCAAAGUUUGUCCCAUUUGCAAAAUCAGCAUCGAACAUUUGGCGCACUUCAGAAAACGAUGCGAAGACACGAACAGCUACUUCAACGAAUAUUUGCAGAAGAAAAAGAUGCUCAAGAAACAGGAAACGAGCGUUUUGGCGAUUUCAACACCGAAAAUUACUUCGAGAAUCGGAUCGCCGCGAGUUUCGAGACCAGUUCAACAGGAAUCCUCGCCAAAAGUGUUGAAAUCGAUUCCGUUGCCUUUCAAAGAGAAUCAAAACACGGAAAAUAAUCGUUUCACGGUGCGACAAUAUUCGCGGAAGCAGAAGGCAACUCCGAUGCGACAACACAAAAUAACGCUUUUCCAGUCAGAAUCUCCGGUGAAAAUCAAGGAAGAGCCUCGAAGUGUCGCCGAAUCGUUAGUUGACGAUUGGAACGAUGACAAUUCAAGCCACAAAAGUUCUGACGAGUCUCCCGAUCGACAUGCCGACGACUGGGAAGAGGCUCCGCGUGACGAAACUCAACUAAAAAUCAAAGCAGAACCCUUCGACGAGUCUUUUGAAGCAGCUGAAAGUCCCCGGAAACGAAUAAUUGGCGAAGAAGUCUUCGAGGAAAAUCGUUGCAAUCUCGUCGCUGUUUUUAAUGCGGGAAAAAAUCAAUCCAAGUGGCCUCAAAACGCAUCUGACAACAACAUUAUCGCGAAAAUUCCCCCAAAAAUCCGGUUUCAUUGCACUGAAUGUUCGACCGGCUUUUAUGACGAACUUUUCUUGUUAAGUCACGCAUGCGGGAAUUUGCGAUAUGCUUGCUACAUUUGCAAGAAAAUAUUUUUGAACGAAUAUGCGUUGGUGAAACACAUGAACGAGCAUCAAAACAAGAGCGAGAGAAGUUUCAAGAACGAUCAGGAGGCAUUUCGGGAGGAAACUGACGAAAAUGUCUAUUCAACGGGGAAAUUUAUUCGCAUGGAAAGCACUCAUAAGAGACAAAAGACGAUGUAUUUUACGGAUAAUUGA
Molecule: messenger RNA, 1131 nt
Organism: Culicoides brevitarsis
Lineage: Eukaryota; Metazoa; Arthropoda; Insecta; Diptera; Ceratopogonidae
Exons: 1
Coding region: 1-1131 (376 amino acids)
Cellular component (GO): nucleus
Molecular function (GO): zinc ion binding
Source: RefSeq, a predicted model, not a curated record